Branchiostoma floridae (Florida lancelet) is the source of this 3160-nucleotide messenger RNA. RefSeq lists its product as uncharacterized. The record is from RefSeq and is a predicted model, not a curated record. Gene Ontology annotation, biological process: G protein-coupled receptor signaling pathway; cell surface receptor signaling pathway. Gene Ontology annotation, cellular component: membrane. Lineage: Eukaryota; Metazoa; Chordata; Leptocardii; Amphioxiformes; Branchiostomatidae. Bases 198 to 2705 code for a protein of 835 amino acids. The transcript has 2 exons. Gene Ontology annotation, molecular function: G protein-coupled receptor activity.
AUAGAGACUACACCUGUGCGCAGUCUUUCCCAUCACGACUUUGCUACUGUGACAAAGACUGCAGCUUUUUCGGUGACUGCUGCCAAGACUUUGAAGAAGGCAGUGAAUCCCAGACAACGUCUGACCAUCACCAUCUAAAGUGGGACUGUGUGUCUGGCUUUUCUCAUCGCGACGCUGAAAGGAAAGAGUCCUAUUGGAUGGUUGCUGACUGUCCUGAUGAAUGGACAGAUGACGUCACAAGGGAUAAGUGUUUAAAACAAGUGGACCCCUUUAACCCAAGUGAGCUAUUCCAUAGAAUGCCUGUGGAAGACGCUUCGAAAAUCCCCUACAGAAACAUAUUCUGUGCAAUUUGUAACAAUGUGUCUUUAACAGAGACAAUUACUUGGGAGUCGAAAGUUGAAUGUACAGGGAUGCUUGACUUGUCUGCUCAAAACCCUAGGGGUUCCCAAGAUUAUAACAGCAUCAUUGAAAGUAGUGAGAAAUAUUGCUUUGGAACGAAAACUAUAGCGUUUGUCCCUUUAGACACUAGGCAUGCUAGACGAUGUUUCCAUGUUGAUAUUUUAAAAGAGAGUUGUGAUAUCUCCUCAUGUAAGUCCUACAGUUACCCAAUAGGCAUUGGGUAUAAGAUUUACAAAAACGUUCACUGUGCUCUUUGUGAAGGAUUGCCUCUUCCGGCAACCGCAAACCUUAUGUGUGGUUCAGUUGUGGAUAGAAUAUCUCGACAUAAUUGCGUUCGAUUGAACAACUGUCCCUCAAGAUUCUCAUUAACUAAUCUCUUCAACUUUGAUUCCUAUGGGAGCGGUGGAAACAGUCCCAAUCAGUGUCCUUCCGACACUUUAUACGAUCCUUUUGCCGACACAUGCCGGUUAUUCUCGUCCUCUCGUAGAACUCACGGCUCAUUGAACAAUACCACCCCCUUACAAAACUGCAGCGAACCCGCUCUGACGUUCACAGCUGAAGAGUUCCGUGUCCUUCCCAACGGUAGCGUCCUCCUGUUGGGUUCUAACGUGUCCUGUCCAGCUGAGCAGGUGGCCAUUCUGAACACAACAGCAUCGAUCUGCGGGGAGUGCAUUCUUCAGUACUUCUCAAACUACACACAGAUAACUAACCCUUGGGGCGCUACCCAGGGCUGGUUAACCCUGGGUCUUGUGAUAGCGUCCGCUGUAGCAGUGUUUGGUUACGUGGUCCACAAUAUCAGGUCUGGCCAGUGGGAGAAAGUCCCAGAAAAGCUGAAGGUUCAGGUGUUGGUAUGCAUGGCGUUUGCUGAAGUCUUGUUUAUGGUACGUGUGAGGGUCCCCCUCGGAUCGGCUUGUGCAGCGUUCGCGGUACUUCUUCACUACUUUUUGCUGACGGCCUUCACAUCCAUGAACGCACUUGCCAUGGACCUCUUUUUAACGUUUCGUGAUGCUUUAGAAAGAGCGAAGCUGUACCAGUACCUGUUGUACACAUGGCUGAUGCCGGUCCCUAUAGUUAUAGUGACUGUGAUUGUAGAAUUCGGCAGUUCGGUCAGUGUGGGGUACGGAGAGAACUGUUGGAUCGGCAAUCCGGUAGCCAACCUGCUGGCUUUUGGAGUCCCUGUCUUCAGCGCCAUUCUGGUCAAUGCUGUCUUGGUCACUUUUGUCUUGCUGGCCAUACGGAAGUCAUUUGAGAUAGCCGACAAGGCAAAGUCACGUUCGAACAGCAGCAAGGCUUGGGUUUACCUGCGUAUCUGCUUCCUGACGGGGUUCACCUGGAUUCUCGGCUUCAUCUAUCCUUACGUCAACAGCCGAGCUGUCGAGUACAUCUUCAUUGUGCUGAAUGCUUCUCAGGGCCUUCUACUGGCCCUGAUACUGACAAUAACAUCGAAGGUGGUGAAGAAUUGGAAGGUGGCGAUCAGGGAACGCUUUGGUCUGGCUGAACCUAACAAAGGCAAUAGAGCAACCACCGCUGCCAUGACGCAGAGGACCACCGCAACGACGUGUGAGACCAGCUCUUCUGCAGACAUACCCCUGACAACUUUCACUGAUGUGGAGGAGAACAGAGCACGCAUUCAGCUAGAUAGUCAAAAUAGGGCCAGUGGAUGUACUGCCACUGUUAGCAAUCAGAAGACCACAGUGUGUGCUACAGAAAUGCCCAAGACAACUUUGGCUGAUGUCGAGAAAACUGCACGCUCUCAUCUGGACAAGCCUCAACAGGACAACGGAGCAACCGCCGCUGCAAGCACCAAGCUUGCCUCCACAGGGGGAACUGACGCAGUUGCAAGCGGAAGUGACGUAGUGGCAGGCGGAAGUGACGUAGUGGCAGGUGGAAGUGACGUAGUGGCAGGUGGAAGUGACGUAGUGGCAGGCGGAAAUGACGUAGUGGCAGGUGGAAGUGACGUGAUGGCAGGGGGAACUGACGUAGUGGCAGGCGGAAGUGACGUAGUGGCAGGCGGAAGUGACGUAGUGGCAGGCGGAAGUGAAGUAGUGGCAGGCGGAAGUGACGUAGUGGCAGGGGAAUAUGACGUAGUGGCAGGCAGAAGUGACGUAAUGGCAGGCGGAACUGACGUAGUGGCAGGCGGAACUGACGUAGUGGCAGGCGGAACUGACGUGGUGGCAGGCGGAACUGACGUAGUGGCAGGCGGAAUCGACGUAGUGGCAGGCGGAACUGACGUAGUGGUAGGCGAAACUGACGUAGUGCGUUUGGUUACCGCUCCCGAUAUAGAUGAAAAAGAGACUAGUUUCUAGUUUGAGCCGUUGACUUACUGACUUGACUUAUGUCAGGUAUCGCUCCUCCCCUGCCACGCAAACCACUGCAGCAGCCCAGAAGACCCUGUCCAGCAUCGCCUUUCCCAUGCUGUCUGCCUCUAGUUCUGAGCCGUUAGAGACAGCAUUGACAGCAACAACAGCUUUAAGAUUCCUUGUACACCUUCCUAUUUCAAAGAGAAUCACUCAAAAUCUAAUCAGUCUCAAUGAUUUAUAACGUAAUUAAAAUCAAGCUCAAAUCUAGCCACAAGCAUUGCAUACUUUAAUUAUAAGGAGAAAGAGAGAGCUUUAAUGCGCGAUAUUUUAGCAGGUUCAAAGUACGGCAUCGUGUACAUACAUGACAGUUAAAUUAUUGCAAUCUCAAAUAAAUUAUGUACUUCAUGAAUAACAGUAAUUAUGCAUACUGAUAGUCCAGAACAUUAUGUUUUAAAGUAAAG